This is a messenger RNA of Babesia ovata, 1608 nucleotides long. Its product is annotated as preprocathepsin c precursor. The transcript has 8 exons. Gene Ontology annotation, molecular function: cysteine-type endopeptidase activity. Bases 1 to 1608 code for a protein of 535 amino acids. The record is from RefSeq and is a predicted model, not a curated record. NCBI's taxonomy places the organism in Eukaryota, Apicomplexa, Aconoidasida, Piroplasmida, Babesiidae. Gene Ontology annotation, cellular component: lysosome.
AUGUACCAGGUGAAAUUAUGGCCUUUUAGAUGCGUAUUCUUGACAUGUUUUGCCUAUAUAACAGCAUCAGUUCUUUUGGCGGAGGCGGAUCUUCCUAUACACGCACUGACUAGCGAUGUUCUAGGCGUAUGGCGUAUCUUAGAAACUGAAACGUUUCACGAUAAGCCUCAAACAUGUGGCGGAUCGUUACCUAAUCGCAAUUGGGAUAAUUUAAAACUUGGAGAUUAUCGGCGUUAUCUCCAGCGUGGAUAUGGCAGCCUUCGUGAGACUGUGGUCGAGCUGGUUGAUGAGCGCCAUUACCGAAGGAGUGAACUUCCUCCUAGGAAUCAAUGGCGUUACUUGGGUGUUCGCGAUCCCAAAUCCGGGCACGGCUUUAUAGGACAAUGGACGUUGGUCUAUGACGAAGGUCUCGACAUAGACAUUGGUCCAACCCGUUACUUUGGAUUUUUCAAGUACGCAAAGAUCGACACUAAGGAUUGUCCUAUGGUGUUAGAAGGAAGCCAAGAGGAUUCCCACGGCAAUGUGCAGUGUUACAGGACAACCGCGUCGGAAAUCGGGAUUGGUUGGGCCACUAGGAAGGUCUUUAAGAACGGGAAACCGAAUUAUACGUAUGGUUGCUUCUACGCCGAAAAGAUCAAAGACGACAAACGCCAUUCAUACGUGCUGGAUGAAUCCUCCAGUGCAGUGUUACGAAAAGGGAAACCCAGUUUCAACCAAUGGUUGAAAAGGGAUUAUUUGGAGUUUAGAGAUUUGUCUCCUUUCCGAUUCUUGCAACUGCACAAGGGUACUUGCUUCAAGAGCAUACAUCACUCUCAUUUAUCGGAAUGUUCUACAGCCGAGGGCCAUUUAGCCAAUCGAUUUAUGCAAAAAGGUCAAUGUGGCAGCUGUUAUGCAAUGGCAUCCAUUUAUGUGCUGGCUAGGCGCUUUGAAAUUAUACUCCGAAAGCUCUACCCGGAAAGCAAUUGGGAACAUACUGAGCGACCCUCGGUUCGCGAUAUUGUGGAAUGCUCUCCGUUUAAUCAGGGAUGCCUCGGUGGAUUCCCAUUUUUGGUAGGCAAGCAUCUUACAGAAUUAGGUGUUUUGAGUGAGUCGGAUUCCCCCUAUACGAUAAACCUAGAGAGCGGCACGUCGAGCUGCCCGGUUAAACAAAGCAACGCCGACGACAGAUGGUUUGCAGCAUCAUAUGGGUAUAUUGGUGGCUGCUACGAAUGCACAACUGAGUUUGAGAUUAUGAAAGAAGUAUACCACCACGGACCUGUCGCCGUGGCUAUCGACGCUCCACAAAGUCUUUUCAACUACUAUAACGGAGUCUACGAUGAUGAGCCAGCCAACCAUGGAUCCAAUUGCGACCUGCCGCUUUCCGGUUUGAACGGUUGGGAGUAUACGAACCAUGCUAUUAUUAUAGUUGGAUGGGGUGAGGAAGAUGUGGCUGGCAUUCCUACCAAGUUUUGGGUCUGCAGAAAUACGUGGGGCAGCGAUUGGGGAGUUGGAGGUUUUUUCAAAAUGAAGCGCGGCGUAAACUUAUGUGGCGUUGAGUCACAAGCUGUGUACAUCGACCCGGACCUCACCCGCGGCGUUGCUGCGCGACUAGUGAAGAGCCUGACUUAA